Pseudozyma flocculosa PF-1 is the source of this 3189-nucleotide messenger RNA. RefSeq lists its product as uncharacterized. The record is from RefSeq and is a predicted model, not a curated record. The coding region runs from base 1 to 3189 and encodes 1062 amino acids. The transcript has 2 exons. Lineage: Eukaryota; Fungi; Basidiomycota; Ustilaginomycetes; Ustilaginales; Ustilaginaceae.
AUGACGUCCGAACAGCCACGAGGCGGGUCGCCCGACUCGCCCCACGAUUCGCGCUGGAGCAUCCCCACCUACUCGCAGCAGCAUCCAUCCGACUCUUCCUACCAUCCAGGCGGCGAGAGCGGCGACGUGACGGGAAGCAGCACCCGGCGCGAGGUCGUAGGCACCCCGUCAGUGGCCGCUGCCGCCGUCAUUCCGAGCCAGUCACCCGGCAGUCCUUUGCGCAUUGUCGCAUCGAGAGCGGGCCAGUACAAGGUCGUCGCCGUCCCUUUGGACUCCCAGGUCCUGGGCACUGCAUCGACCUCAUCCUCCGGAUCAUCAUCGCAGGCAGCCGCUCAAUGGAUCUCCAAGGCGGAAGCGACGCCAGAGAUGGUCAGCCAGUGGCGAAGCGGGAGGAGGCAGAGGGAGGAGAUCAAACAGCGGGCAAGGGGCCGGCAAGCCGAGGAGCAGCGGAAACGAAAACGGGUCGACGCGAGCUCCAGUGAGAGCGACGACGACGGGGUCCGUCCAGCUGCUGGCCUGGUCAAUCUCGAGCGGCGACCGGCGACAAAGCGGGUCGCCGCGGACCCCGCCGACCAGCCCGAGAUCUACGUCGAAAUCCCCUACAGGAGCCAGCAGGGUCGCUUCACCCCGUAUCUCUCAAUGACCCAGUCCACUGCGCCCGAUGGAUCUGCUCUCUCUUCGCACGACAACCACGACUCGGACGCGACUAACUCGGAUCGGGGCGCCGACAUGCAGCCGUUGCGGCCCAUCCCGCCCGAAGCCUUUGCGCCGUACCUCGACGACGAUACGGGUCUGGAGCUCGACGCGGCUGGCCGUCCGCUGGCACGACUGCCGCCCGCUCCCUGGCAUCCACAGCAACCGGCGGCGGCGACAGACCGGACCAAGGCCAUCUCGACGCAGGAUCACAGCUCACCCGUCGAUCAAUUCAGCCAGAGCGUCUCGCCAGGGCUGGAUCGCGCGCCCCGCUCACCGUCGCCCGUCUACCGUGCGGAUCAGGUUCCUCGCAUCGGCAGCUGGAUCGUUCCGAGACCGCCAGUCCGCAUGCGCCCGCUCUCUGUGGCGUCUCCAUCUCGAGCCGCACCAGCGACACCGCGGGUCGGGGAAGAUGCAGCAUCGGACCUUGUCAUCCUGACACAGCAGCUCGAUUCUGACGAGGAUCUCGACUUCGAAGAGGGCGAGGACCGCAUGCAGAAGCUGCUGGGCGAGCUGGAACGGCGCAAGGCGAAUGCACGUGCAGCCGUGCUGACGCAGCAGAGCAGCAGCGGGAUACGCACGCCGCCGCCCGCAUCGCAGCCAUCGGGCUACUUGGCGCAAGAGGAGGAGCGCCCGGUAGCAGAUGAUGAUCUACCCCGCGAGUCGACGCCACCUGCGCCGGCGGAUGCGGAUGUCGCUGCCCUUCCCGCAUCGGACGGAAAUCCGAGGCGACUGCCGCUACCGAGCCAGCCCAUCGCCUCUCAGCCGCCACCUCCGACGGCAUUGGUCGACGAGCUCAACGCUGCGCAGCAGACGCCCCGUCGGACGCAGCCGGAGCAGCAGCGGCACGAUAUUCGAGCCGAGGAGCAUCCCACGCCGACCGCUCCCUUCUCUCAACCCCUUCCACAUGCCCAUCGCGUGCAGGCAGCGACAUCGGCGGCAGCUCACGCUACGUCGAGUCUGCAGCCCUCGGACACGUCGCUGUCCACAUCGCCGUCUUCUUCGCAAGGAUGGUCGACUCUGCCGCGUCGGGAGAUCUGCGAACUUGUGCAGCGCUCUUCGCACAUCCCCGCGUUCCUCAAGGACGAGGUGGAAAAGUACGUGAUGCGGUCCAAGCGGGCCGCGCAAUCUCAGCGGUCGAACACCACCGCCCUGACGAACACCUCGGCAUCGCAGUCGCAAUCGCAGUCGCAGUCUCAGGACGACUCCGAGACGCAAGAGGACGGGUUCCUGCGCACCAAAAAGGUGUGGUGUUUCGACCUGCUCCGCGGGCCCCUGAUUGUCGGCGCCACUGGGCUCGGAGAGGGAGGCUUGCACGAAGUGGUGCAGAGGUUCACGCAAAGCCAGCAGCAGCAGAGCGGCGAUUCAGCGACAGGUCCCGUGCGGAGCGUCGUGCUCGUCGUCGAUACAAAGGAGGGGACAUUCGACGUGCAGGAGAUCGAGGAGAACCUGGCCAACAUCCUGCGCGAGGACACGAGGUUCGGCGCAUGGUUCGAUGCAGCGGGUCGAAGGUUCCCCGACGCGCCAAAGGCUGCCCCACCGCAGCCACCGCCGCCGGCAGAGGCGGUCGUCGAAGAGACGGGCCCGACAGGGAGCGCGGACGAAAAGGACGACGAGAUUGCUCGGCUGCGUUCGGAGAUGUCAAAGCUGCAGGCCGCGCUCGACGCUGCCGACAGCGAGACGGCGCGACUGCGCUUGGCGGCAUCCACGCACGAGACGGACCUCGAAUUCCUGCGCGACCUCUACGACAAGGCAGCCUCGUCGUCGACCGAGUUCCGCAAGCAGUACGAAGAGGCGGCGUCGCGGAUUGCGCUGCUCGAGUCGCAGCUCUCCGAGGGUCUCGCGCUGCACUCCCGCAUGGCGUCGCAGCGCUACGAAACGGAUGGCCGGAGGAUCGCCGAUCUGGAGCGACAGCUGUCGCAUCUGCGCGAGGCGGAAGAGGAGAUGCGGCGCGAGCAGGCCGAGGAGAGGCGGAGGAAAGCCGAAGAGCGCAGGCUGGAGCUGCAACGCGAGCUGGGCGGCCUGCAGCAGGUGGACCGAAUGGAAGCAGAGGAAGAGGGUGAUGCGGAGGACGAGUUGAGGGCCCUGCAAGAGGAAGCCGACCUUGCUGCCGGUGCCGGUGGCGCCGGCGGUGAUGCCGACGGCGUCGAUGAGGGAGGGGCAAGAAGGAGCAGGAGAAGUCGAAACCCUGCUGCUGCUGCUGCUCCGACGGCGACGACGCCGCCGCCACCGGCACCGGUCGACGCAGCUGCAGACGAGGGACCAAGGGCAGGGGCAGGGGCGGAGACGAUGCCGGCGAUACCCAACGAGCUGGCUCGGCAGAUCGAGCAAGACGUGACCGACCAGCUGGACCACUUCCUCGCCUCGGACCUGAGCCUCCCGCCUCUUCCGUCGUCGUCGUCGCUGGAUCAGGCGCUCGCGUUUUCGGGGUUACCGGAGCAGGGGCACGAGGACGGCCAAGGCGAUUCGGGCAGUGGCUUCCAUACACAGGCUUGA